Lampris incognitus (smalleye Pacific opah) is the source of this 2024-nucleotide messenger RNA. RefSeq names its product EYA transcriptional coactivator and phosphatase 3 (gene eya3). Bases 103 to 1926 code for a protein of 607 amino acids. NCBI's taxonomy places the organism in Eukaryota, Metazoa, Chordata, Actinopteri, Lampriformes, Lampridae. The record is from RefSeq and is a predicted model, not a curated record. Gene Ontology annotation, cellular component: nucleus. Gene Ontology annotation, molecular function: protein tyrosine phosphatase activity. The transcript has 19 exons. Gene Ontology annotation, biological process: multicellular organism development; negative regulation of extrinsic apoptotic signaling pathway in absence of ligand; cell differentiation.
GGAUUCAAUUGAAGGCGUUUAGAAUAAAAGCGAAACGCGUUUCUUUCAUCAAUGGCUCCAGACAGCAUUUCCAGGUACAGAGAGUAGGCUCAAAGUGCGGACAUGUCCGGUCGCUCUGCUGCGGAGAUGGACAACUCAAGGGAGCUGCCUGAGCUGCCGACAAAGAAGGCAAGGCUUGAGCUCGAUGGUGGACCGCAGAAAGAGCCAGGUAAUUUGGGGGAAGAUGAGAGCCCAUCUGCACUUCUAGGCCCUGGCGAGCAUGAAAGCUCCUACCCCGUUCUGUCUAGUGCCCCACUUGAUGAAGGGGACCAAGAGCAGUCUGACCCAGAGAGAAGUGCAGCGCCUCAGACGUGUGGUGACUCCAUGAACUCAUAUACACACUCUGUUGUGACCUGCAAAGAGCCAGAUACAACAGCUGGCUCUGACUAUACCUCACAGAUAUACCAAGGAAGCAACCCAGCGGUGACAUCCUAUACCAGCCAGGUGGCCUUCCCUCCUCUGCCCCAGUCCACUGUGUACUCAACCUUCCCCCAGACAGGCCAGACCUACGGCCUUCCACCCUUUGGUGCUAUGUGGCCAGGCAUAAAAACAGAGACAGGGCUGCCUGAGGCACCCUCUGUUGGUCAGCCUGGGUUUCUCAGCUUCAGCACCACAUAUACCUCAACCCAGCCAGGCCAGCUGCUCUACUCAUACCCCAGUCAAGGCUCAAGUUUCACAACAUCCAGUGUGUACACUAACAUCUCUUCAGCUAUGGCUGCCACCACUGCUUCAGCCACUGUGGCUACCCAGGAAUUCAACAAUUAUAAUUCUCUGGGGCAGAGUCAGUUCUCUCAGUACUAUGCGCCGCUUCCUAGCUAUGUGCCCACCGGGCUGCCCAAUAGCGACGGCCAUGGUGCCAGUGUGGGUGUGACCGGGUAUCCAGGCAUCAAGUCUGAGAACACUGCUUCAGCUGUGCUGCCAGAUGCAAAUCCUCAGGAGAACCUACCCACAGGUGUGGCCCUCCCCACUGGAGCCAGAGAGCAUGAUGAGGCUGGCCCCAGAUACUCCGUGGGAAAAUCCAAGGGAAAGGCCAAAAAGUCAGAUAGCAGCCCGCCUACUGACAGUGACCUGGAGCGCAUCUUUCUAUGGGAUCUGGAUGAGACCAUCAUUAUAUUCCACUCACUGCUUACUGGCUCCUUUGCUCAAAAGUUUGGCAAGGAUCCAGCCACUGUACUGAACUUGGGUUUGCAGAUGGAAGAGUUGAUCUUUGAGCUUGCGGACACCCACUUGUUCUUCAAUGACCUGGAGGAGUGUGAUCAAGUCCAUGUUGAAGAUGUGGCAUCUGAUGACAAUGGACAAGACCUGAGUAACUACAAUUUCUUGGCGGAUGGCUUUAAUGGACCCAGCAGCGGAGGCGCUGCGGGGACCACCACAGGAGUCCAGGGUGGUGUGGAAUGGAUGCGUAAAUUGGCCUUUCGCUACCGCCGGCUAAAAGAUAUAUACAAUGGUUAUAAAGGGAAUGUUGGAGGCCUGUUAAGUCCAAUGAAAAGGGAACUGCUUUUGCGACUACAGUCUGAGAUAGAGAAUGUUACAGAUGCCUGGCUUAGCACAGCACUCAAGUCCCUGCUGCUCAUCCAGUCCAGGGGCAAGUGUAUGAAUGUCCUGGUCACCACGACUCAGCUGGUUCCAGCUCUGGCAAAAGUGCUACUCUAUGGCCUGGGUGAAGUCUUUCCCAUUGAGAAUAUCUAUAGUGCCACCAAGAUAGGAAAAGAGAGCUGCUUUGAGAGGAUCAUCUCACGCUUUGGGAAGAAAGUGACCUAUGUGGUGAUAGGAGAUGGCCGCGAUGAGGAAUUCGCAGCAAAGCAGCACAACAUGCCUUUCUGGCGAAUCUCCACUCAUGGAGACCUAGUAUCCCUGCACCAAGCCCUGGAACUGGACUUCUUGUAGAGAUGAUGGUGGCAUUCGGUGUUACACAAAAGAAAAACAAAAAAACAAAAAAAAGGGAAAAAGUUUUCUCUCUGCUGGAUUGUGGAGCAACACCGCAU